This is a messenger RNA of Solanum stenotomum, 636 nucleotides long. RefSeq names its product TIR-only protein-like. NCBI's taxonomy places the organism in Eukaryota, Viridiplantae, Streptophyta, Magnoliopsida, Solanales, Solanaceae. The transcript has 2 exons. Gene Ontology annotation, biological process: signal transduction. The record is from RefSeq and is a predicted model, not a curated record. Bases 1 to 636 code for a protein of 211 amino acids.
AUGCAACGUUCAAUAUCAUCUUCUUCUUCCAAAAAUGUGUGUAACCAAAUUCUCCGGCUCGGGAAACAACUCAAGCCGGGGAUGAAUAAACAUCGCACACCAUGCGAUGUUUUUAUAAACCAUAGGGGAAUCGACACGAAGCGAAAUGUCGCGGGGUUGUUAUACGAACAUAUUAAAAAUAAUCUCGGGCUUCGUCCAUUCUUGGAUAGCAAGAACAUGAAGCCCGGGGAUAAAUUGUUCGAUAAAAUCGACCCCGCGAUUCGCCAUUGUAAAAUUGGGGUGGCUAUUUUUUCACCUCAAUAUUGUGAUUCAUAUUUUUGUUUACAUGAGUUGUCUCUAAUGAUGGAAUCGAAAAAGAGGAUUAUACCUGUUUUUUGUGAUGUUAAGCCUUCUGAGCUUGCUGUUAAGGAUUUGAAUCUUAAUUUUCCUAAUAAGGAUUUGGAGAAAUUUAACUUGGCUCUUGAGGAGGCAAAAUACACCGUUGGACUCACAUUUGAUACCUUAAAAGGGGAUUGGUCAGAAUUUUUGGUAAAAGCUUCAGAUGCAAUAAUGAAGAACUUGUACGAGGUAGAAAGAGAGAAGUUCAUCAACAGAAAAAAAUAUAUUCGUCGACAACAUCUUUUGCACAACUAUUGA